This is a messenger RNA of Pseudoliparis swirei, 1648 nucleotides long. Its product is annotated as L-selectin-like. The record is from RefSeq and is a predicted model, not a curated record. The transcript has 5 exons. The coding region runs from base 341 to 985 and encodes 214 amino acids. NCBI's taxonomy places the organism in Eukaryota, Metazoa, Chordata, Actinopteri, Perciformes, Liparidae.
UCCAUCCAGGACUGUGUGCCGUCUCAUCAGCUGCUGUACGUCGCUACUUUGUUGUUAAUGAGCUGAAGACCAGGACCGAAGCACAGCGUCACUGCAGAGAGAACUACAUGGACCUGGCCACCAUACGAGACCCGGAGGACCUGGAGACCCUGAAGACCCUGAAGGCAACGUUCCACUCAGUGAGUUUCAUGCUCGAGCCUGGAUCGGACUGUACUUUUACUCUGACAACUAGAAGUGGUCACUGUCAAACACAAGUCUCUACAAAACCGGGGAGACGGAGUUCAGGCAAUGGAGCUCUCGACAACCGAACAACUACAACUAUGGACAACACUGCGUGGAGAUGGGUGCCAAUAGUUUUUGGUAUGACUACAAUUGUGAGGUGGCCCUUAGGUCAGCCUGCUUCGAUGUCAGAGGGCCAAACACAUAUGUCCUCACUACCACCUCGAUGAAUUGGACUGAAGCCCAGAGCUACUGCAGAAAACACCACACAGACCUGGCCAGUGUGAGGAACAUGGAGGAGAACCAGGUGGUUCAGAAUCUGAAUCCCUCGAAUACGUACAUCUGGAUCGGCCUUUUCAGAGAUCCAUGGAAUUGGUCUGAUGGAAGUGAGUCCUUAUUUAGGAACUGGAAUCAUCAGGAGCCUCGUAUACCUGAUGGCUCCUCUAAGAAAUGUGUGGCAGCAGACUUCAGUGCCGAUGGACAAUGGGAGAUCCUGGACUGUAACGUCAAGUCAGCGUUCAUCUGCUAUGAUGACUUUGUUCCUGUUUCAAAGCGAGUGGUGAAAGUGAGGCUGGAGAGAAGCAGCUCCUCUCUGGAUCUGAAUGACCCUGUGGUGAUGGAGGACCUCUUGAAGCAGCUCAAACAGAGAAUGAAGGACCAAGGGCUGAACGAGGACAUCAAACUGAGCUGGAAGAAGCAGUCGGAUGGAAAAGUCUUUCACAAGGAAGAGAAGAAGACCAUGAAGAAGAGAAGAGAUGAGCUUUAAUGUUCUUUCAAUCCACUCUGGUCAGAGGAUUCCUUUCUCCUCCUCUUCCUCCUUUUCUUCUUCCUCUCAAUCAAUGGUAGAAAGAAUCAAAAGUACCAAAGUACAGACCAUUUUCUAUAAAGUACCCUGUUUCCAUCUGAUAGUCCUUUAGACUAUUACUGUACAACAUCGAUCUGUCAGCUUCAGUGUCUACAUUCUUAUAAAAAGGGUUCUAACCAGAUUCUUCCUGAAGGGCUGAUGUUCUACCCAGAACUAUUUGCUUCUGAAGAACGCUUUCUUGCUUUAGGGAUUUCUAAAAGCUAGAACUCUUCUUAAUGAACCUCAUCAGGAACGCAUCGUGAGUUCCAGAUAGAAUGGUUGGUUUCUUUCAGAGCUUUUGUAAGUACAUUAGUUUGUCAGAGUGUAGUUCCUUUGCACAGUAAGAUGUUAAAUAUAAAAUAUGUGAUGAGCUUAUAGAAUAUGAAGCAAAUUUGUUUUGUAGCAUCUCAACGUGCUGCAGCUUUAAAAUGCUACUUACAUGUUCAUGAGUAAUACUUUUGAUGAUGAAGAACCUUCGUCUGUAGUGUGUACAUCCAUAACUCAGAAUGUAUCGCUGUUGAGGGUAAAAGUGUGUUUAUUCAUGGUGACGAUGCUUCUUUUGCUUCAAUAAAACAUUUGACUCAG